Messenger RNA from Manduca sexta (tobacco hornworm), 1035 nucleotides. RefSeq names its product cuticle protein 16.5. Lineage: Eukaryota; Metazoa; Arthropoda; Insecta; Lepidoptera; Sphingidae. Bases 81 to 959 code for a protein of 292 amino acids. The transcript has 2 exons. The record is from RefSeq and is a predicted model, not a curated record.
CGGGGGUAAUGAGUCUAGUAUAAAAGUCCUCGAGUACACAUGAACCGUAUCACUUGCUGUAGUGGAUUUUAUAUCACAAAAUGGCCGCUAAGUUUCUAGUACUCCUGUGCGCGUUGGCGACUGCCCGCGCUGGUGGUUUGUACGGCGCUGCUUAUGGAGCAUCAUACGGCGCAUCCUACGCAGCACCCAUCGCCUCCUACGCAGCGGCCCCCAUCAUCAAGAGUUACAGUGCCCCAGCGAUCGCGUCAUAUGCCGCGCCCGCCUACUCAACUUACGCCGCGGCGCCUGCAGCUGUCUUCAAAAGUUAUGCCGCUCCCGCCUACUCAACUUACACCGCGGCACCUGCGGCAGUUAUCAAAAGUUAUGCCGCUCCUGCAAUCGCAUCUUACGCGUCAGCUCCUCUGAUCAAGAGCUACGCUGCGCCAGCAUACUCGGCCGCAUAUGCCGCGCCGUCUGUCGCCUACUCUGCACCAAUUGUAAAGGCUGUUGCACCUGCUGUGUCAUCAAUCUCAUCAUACACCACUCAGACUGCCCACGCAGCACCUCUAGUCGCGAAAACUUUCGCCGCCCCCGUCGCCACUUACGCCGCUGCCCCCGUAGCAACUUACGCCAGCGCACCUCUGACUACUUACGCCGCUCACGCUGCGCCCGUAGCCACAUACGCCGCUCACGCUGCUCCAGUAGCCACAUACGCCGCCGCCGCCCCGGUGGCUAGCUACACCGCCGCCGCUCCCGUGGCAACAUACGCCGCCCACGCCGCGCCUCUGUUGACUAAGACCUUCGCCGCCCCAGUGGCGAGCUACACCGCCGCUGCACCCGUCGCCACAUACGCCGCUCACGCCGCUCCUCUGGCAACGUACGCUUCCGCCCCGGUUCUCAAGUCCGCAAUCAGUUACUCAGCAGCGCCCGCUGUCUCCCACGUGGCGUACAGCGGUCUCUCUGGCCACUACGGCUGGUGAUCGCCUUACCAACUAUGUACAGAAUCUAGUUGUUAUAUUUUUAUACAAUGCGAAUAAAAUUUAAAAAGUCAAUUUA